This is a messenger RNA of Planococcus citri (citrus mealybug), 1755 nucleotides long. RefSeq names its product sialin-like. NCBI's taxonomy places the organism in Eukaryota, Metazoa, Arthropoda, Insecta, Hemiptera, Pseudococcidae. Gene Ontology annotation, molecular function: transmembrane transporter activity. The transcript is spliced from 9 exons. The record is from RefSeq and is a predicted model, not a curated record. Gene Ontology annotation, biological process: transmembrane transport; monoatomic anion transport. Bases 203 to 1678 code for a protein of 491 amino acids. Gene Ontology annotation, cellular component: membrane.
UAUACCGCUGCUCCGUACUGUAUUAUUGACAUUUUGUCGUUAAUACAGUAUAAUAAAGAUUAAAGACUACCUACGAGAAAUUUUCUUCUUCAGUCAUCGUUAAUUUUGACGAAAAUAAUAACGAGUGAAAAAGUAUAUAUAGGGUAUAAAAUAUAGGUAGCAGUAACUUGUAAUCACCUAAUUCUUCCAAUUGAUCGCCAUCAUGAAGUACGUCGUGCCAAAAGUUGCCAGCAGUGCGAAUGAAAUCGAGAAUGGAUCGAAUGAAAAAAAUUUUCCAAAUCCAGGUCUUGGUAUACGACAUUUGCAGAGUUUACUGUUAUUUUUAUGUGUCUUUUGCGGAUAUCUUCAAAGAGUAAAUCUGUCUGUUACCAUCGUAGCUAUGACCAAGUUCAAAGAUACAGAAGAGAAACAAAUUCGUGGAUUUCCUACUUACGAAUGGGAUAAUGAUAUCUGCAGUUAUUUGCAUGCUGCUUUUUUCCUCGGUUACUUCGUUAUGAAUUUUCCUGCGGCUUGUUUGGGGGUGCAUUUCAACGUGAAAAGGCUACUUUUGGUAACAUUCGUGGUGAAUGGAGUUCUAUCUUGUCUUACUCCACUUCUGAUUAAUUUCCAUUACACUGGAUCGAAUGAAAUGUUGUUACAAUUCAAGUCUUGGGCUGGGAUUGGAAACUGGAGAGCUUUGAUCGUGCUUCGAGCUGUACAAGGAAUACUUCAAGCAUUCAUGUUUCCGACAAUUCACGCCAUAAGUGCUAAAUGGGCUCCUCCCAACGAACGUAGUCGAUUAGUAGGAUUCAUCUUGAGUGGUAUUCCAUUUGGAACAAUGGUCACAUUGGCUGGUUCUGGACUCUUGGCUAGUAAUCCAUAUUUGGGGUGGCCUUCGGUAUUCUACGUUAGUGGAGCUUCUGGGCUUAUAUGGUCACUGUUUUGGGCAUGGUUUGGUUCCAGUAGUCCGGCAACGCAUUCGGCUAUUUCAUCUGAAGAGUAUAAUUACAUUACCAGUAAACUGCCGCCGGAAAAAACAGAGAAAAAAGUCCCAUGGUUCAAUAUUCUGACAAGUGUCCACGUGUGGGCCAUCAUUGUCGCCCAUACCGCUCACAAUUGGGGCUUUUGGUUACUUUUAUCCGAAAUGCCAACCUUCUUACACGCAGUUUCCGGCUUCAACAUAAAAUCAGAUGGAUUACUCUCUUCUAUGCCUUACGUAACCAUGUGGUUAUUACAAUUCCCCGUCAUGUGGAUCGCAGACAGACUGAAUAAAAGAGGCGUUACAUCGAUAACAGCUUCGAGAAAAAUUUGGACUUCCAUAGGUCAAUGGGGAGGAGCAAUCAGUUUAGUAGCUUUAGGAUACUUGGACAGCAACACAACUGCAGCUGUAGCUCUUUACGUAGUUUCUGUUGGAAUUGGAUGCUGCUGUAAUGUAGGCUUCAACGUCAAUCAUAUGGAUCUAACUUCAAACUACGCUGGUAUCCUGAUGGGCUUAUCUAACGCCUUCGGAGCCACAGGUGGUUUCGGAGCUCCACUUAUUGUCAGCAUUUUUGUAGAGGAUGUUAGCUCAGUCAGCGAAUGGCGAAUUGUCUUUUACAUCGGAGCAGGUAUUUUAUUCUUUGGCAAUUUAUUCUUCGCGAUAUUUGCCUCCGGCAAGACUCAAUCGUGGAAUAAUAAAUACACAAAUAUCCAAACAUGAAUCUUUUAGUUUAAGUAUUGCUGUGUUCAUUUUGUAUCUUAUUUCGUAUUGAAUAAAAAUUCUCAUUUUUAGUCAAA